CAGCGAUGCACUUUGAUGUGCACUUCCGCAGUUUGAUAACUUUGACGUAUGCGUACAGAGUAUUACUGUCUAGCGGGUGUCCGGCAGACGACUAGGUCAGUGUAGUGGACUAUGUUACACGUAGUGCGGGGAUAGUGGUAUUAGGGACUAAGAUGGAAAAUGGUUCAAUAAAUUUGACACAGUUCUCCCCCACCACAUUCCUCCCCUCCAGGGUAAAUCUAAGUAGCAGUAAAUACGACAAGGAAAUUUUCACCAGAGACCUACUGCCUACGUUUAUCUUCGUUUCUCUUCUGCUGCCGAUUGGAAUUAUCGGGAAUGGGUUAGUGUGUUUUAUUUAUCACAGGAACUGGCACAAAAACCGCAGGUCGUCCCGUCUAUUUAUAAUUGCUCUUGCCUGGAUUGACUUGUCAAACUGCAUUGUAACUAUGCCGUUUGAGAUCGUCUUGUUGAUGAACCCAACAACAUUUGACAAUACGGCCGUCUGUAAAUUCUUUCGAUAUUCAACUUUCAUGCUAAAUGGAAUGUCAUCAAUUGUUUUAAUUGGAAUUGCAGUAGACCGGCAUAUUGGUUUUCGAUAUUCCAGGAAAAAAACAUUUGGUGUGCGACAAGCCAAGACAUGUAUUGUGGUUUCCAUCUUUAUUUCUGCUCUAACAUGUUGGCCUGCCAUAGUUUUGUAUGGUACUCACACUUACCAAUAUAAAGGUGUCAAAUCUAUGACGUGUCUCAUUGAUGAUCGGUACAAAGGGACCGUCUUCCCGUACGCACACAGUAUAUAUCUGAUAUCCAGUAGUCUCUUGGUGGAUGUAGUAUUGAUAUCACUAUACUUUUUUACAUGGAGAUCGAUUCACUACACUAAAACGAGACUGUUGGUACUAAGUGCUGAUAACAGUAGAGAAAGUGAAAGGUAUUGGACAUCAUUCAUGAGGUGUUGCAAGAGGAGUUCAGGAACUCAUUUGAGGAAUGCCUCUUCAACUUUAUUGACCCCUGAAAUUAAUUCCAUCUCUUGUUACGAUCCAUGUAGUAAAUCCAUUGGUUUCGGAAACCAGUCUACUCGACGAUAUGAAAAUCGAAUUGGAUCAUCUACUUCCUAUACGACACCAGUCUGUAUACGAUUUGGACCUAAGCCUCAUGUGACGAAAUCUUACAUCAUGAUGUUUUCCGUGACUGUUGUCUAUAUCUGCACGUAUCUGCCGUUCUGUGUCAUUGCUAUUAUUCGAUGUAUCAGCGCAACUUUUCUCUCCGAAUUACCGUCAACAGAAGCGAAUAUUUACCACCUGUUUUUGAGGUCGUACAUGUUGAGUAUGACUGCCAAUCCCAUUAUUUAUUGCUUCAUAAACAAAUCUUUUCGUAAGGACUGUCUAAGGCUUUUUCUUUUUCAAAACACAUUGAAACAUAAAUGACAACUUUGCAUUGCUGAUUUUUAAGUCAAUAAAACUUGUUUGUGUA
This is a messenger RNA of Ostrea edulis (European flat oyster), 1446 nucleotides long. Its product is annotated as D(1)-like dopamine receptor. The record is from RefSeq and is a predicted model, not a curated record. The transcript has 2 exons. The coding region runs from base 153 to 1400 and encodes 415 amino acids. Gene Ontology annotation, cellular component: membrane. Gene Ontology annotation, biological process: neuropeptide signaling pathway. NCBI's taxonomy places the organism in Eukaryota, Metazoa, Mollusca, Bivalvia, Ostreida, Ostreidae. Gene Ontology annotation, molecular function: G protein-coupled peptide receptor activity.